AUGGCUAUUGUCGACCCGACGACCAAACAAUCCCCAGCUUACAUUCGUUCUACUAGUUGGGCAGAUGGCCUUCGAGGAAUUGCCGCUCUUUUCGUUGUCGCUAGCCAUACCUGUCUCUCUUUUGCAACCUAUCUGAUUCCGCCAUCCUUUGCAGAAACGGGAAAAUCUAUUUUAUUCCAGCGUCCUUUCUUUCGACUGGUCAUACAGGGCCAGGCCUGGGUUGCUGUUUUCCUUGUCUUACUUGGAUUCGUGAAUGCCCUGAAGCCUCUCCAGCUAGCCCGACGGGGGGCUACCUCCGAUGCCCUCGCUACACUUUCGACAGGCGCAUUCCGCCGCAAGGGGCGUCUGGUCUUCCCCGCUGCUCUCAUAACCUUUUUGGCCUGGCUCGCAUGUCAGUUUGGCGUAUUUCAAUUGGGUCGAAGGGUAGAUGCAUACUGGCUUAGAGCGACAAGUCCUAAGCCAAGCCCAUCUUUAAUCACAGCGGUGGCAGAUUUGUUCCGCCAAAUUGCGGGUACUUGGAUGUAUGGCGAAAAUGCUUAUGACCAGCCGCAGUGGGCGUUGCUCCACCUUUUCCGAGGCUCCCUGUAUGUCUUCAUGACCUUGCUGGCCUUGGUAAACACCACGCCACUGUUUCGCCUUUGCGCCCAGGUGGUCUUAUAUUCUUAUAGCUGGGCAACUCUAGAUGGGACGAUUGGGACCAAUAUUUUCGCCGGCAUGAUACUUGCCGAGCUAUCAUUCUACAACCUGACAGCCCUUCGACCGCGGGCAUUAUUCAAAGUCCUGCCUUACGGCCUGGUCACCCUCGGUCUUUACAUUUGCUCAUACCCAGACCAAUAUGCCGACCAGACCGCGUGGUCAUCUCAACUUGCAACUCUUGCGCAGACUAUCUUCCCCGAAAAUGCCAAUGUUAGCCGUUACUAUGCCAGCCUCGGCGCGCAGAUGGUAUGCUUUGGGGUGAUGCUUUCGCCCUUGAUGCGGCGGAUACUCUCCCACCCUAUUUUGUUGUGGCUAGGAUCUAUCAGCUUUCCGCUCUACCUUGUCCAUGGGCCGUUGAUGCGGUCCGUUCUGGUGUAUUUGGUUUAUCUUCCGAUGACCAUUGGGUUCAAACCGGCAUUGGGGGCGGAUGGCAUGCCUGAUCCAGAGUCGUAUAUUCCAACACCAAAUCCAUUUCGACUUGGGGUGAUUCUGAUUAUAUUCUUUGUGUUCCUGCUUUAUGUUGUCCAACAAUGGACCGUACACGUGGAGCCAAAGAUGGGCGCGCUUACAGCUGAAUUUGAGAAAUUUUCUCGCUCUUGGGGAAAGACUGCGAUGUGGACCUCAAAAGAGAAGGAUGGGAUAUUGCCGAUAUCCUCUGUAAAGGAAGUAUCUGCAUAA
Penicillium soppii is the source of this 1374-nucleotide messenger RNA. Its product is annotated as acyltransferase family protein. Gene Ontology annotation, cellular component: membrane. Gene Ontology annotation, molecular function: acyltransferase activity, transferring groups other than amino-acyl groups. The record is from RefSeq and is a predicted model, not a curated record. Lineage: Eukaryota; Fungi; Ascomycota; Eurotiomycetes; Eurotiales; Aspergillaceae. The transcript has 3 exons. The coding region runs from base 1 to 1374 and encodes 457 amino acids. Gene Ontology annotation, biological process: polysaccharide biosynthetic process.